Messenger RNA from Anopheles moucheti, 1575 nucleotides. It is a transcript of the gene Gmd, whose product is annotated as GDP-mannose 4,6 dehydratase. NCBI's taxonomy places the organism in Eukaryota, Metazoa, Arthropoda, Insecta, Diptera, Culicidae. Gene Ontology annotation, molecular function: GDP-mannose 4,6-dehydratase activity. Gene Ontology annotation, biological process: GDP-mannose metabolic process. The coding region runs from base 148 to 1239 and encodes 363 amino acids. The transcript has 2 exons. The record is from RefSeq and is a predicted model, not a curated record.
AGCACCCGAAAAGCCGGUCUCCCUUUGCGCAUUUGUAAAACGGAUACUAAAAAUCUUGAAACAUUUUAAUACCCAUAACACAAAGCAUCGAUUGCAUUUGAUAGCGCAACAUUCAAGUAACCUAGAAGGGUUAACUAGAACACCAACAUGGAGGGCGAAACAGCGAUGACGAAUCCCACCGGCGAUAGAAAAGUGGCACUGAUAACAGGCAUUACGGGUCAAGAUGGAUCAUAUUUGGCCGAGUUUCUGCUAGAUAAGGGUUACGAAGUGCAUGGUAUAAUCAGACGUGCUAGUACAUUCAACACCUCGCGCAUCGAGCAUCUGUAUGCGGAUCCACGUACUCACAGAGAGGGAAAGAUGAAGCUACACUACGGUGAUAUGACCGACAGUAGCGCUCUGGUGAAGAUUAUUGCACAGGUGCGACCGUCCGAAAUCUACAAUCUGGCCGCACAAAGCCACGUCAAGAUAUCAUUCGAUUUGAGCGAAUACACGGCCGAGGUGGAUGCGGUCGGUACGCUACGUCUGCUCGAUGCCAUACGUACCGUCGGGCAGGAAAAAACCGUUCGCUUCUACCAAGCCUCUACGUCGGAGCUGUACGGAAAGGUAGCCGAGACACCGCAGAACGAAAAGACACCGUUCUAUCCGCGCUCACCGUACGCCUGUGCGAAGAUGUACGGAUACUGGAUUGUGAUAAACUAUCGCGAAGCAUACGAUAUGUUUGCCUGCAAUGGGAUACUCUUUAAUCACGAGUCACCGCGUCGAGGGGAGAACUUUGUUACACGCAAGAUUACACGCUCGGUGGCAAAGAUUUCGCUCGGCCAGCAAGAAUACUUGGAGUUGGGAAAUUUGGACUCCAAGCGCGAUUGGGGCCACGCGAAAGAUUACGUCGAAGCGAUGUGGCUCAUGAUGCAGCAGGACAAGCCGGAAGAUUUUGUUAUUGCCACGGGUGAAACGCACUCGGUGCGGGAGUUCGUAGAAAAGUCGUUUCAGUACAUUGGCCGGGACAUCGAGUGGCGAGGGACGGGCGUGGAUGAGGUUGGCGUUGAAAAGGGUACCGACACGGUACGGGUACGUAUCAAUCCAAAGUUUUUCCGCCCGACCGAGGUUGAUCUGCUGCUGGGCGAUGCUUCCAAAGCGAAGGCACAGUUGGGCUGGUCACCGAAAGUAACAUUCCUCGAACUGAUCGCCGAUAUGAUGGCGGCGGAUAUACAGCUGAUGAAGAAUAAUCCAUCCGCCUAACACGUGCGACGAUGAACCCCACUAAAAACUAUUUUUGUUUACUAAAAAGAACGAAUGAAGGUCAGUAUUUGUCCGUAAUUUACGGAUUUCAACUAUUCUCAUAGCUGCGCGGGUGCAAACGGUGAACAAAAUUACCAUACUAUAUGGCAAUAUUUUAUUUAAACAAGCUUUCUGGUGAACGUGUAGUACACAUUUCACUAUUUUAUGCGUCACACGAUAGCGCUCUAUAGCGGGGAUAUUAGUCAAAUUGAACAAAGCGAUCCUAAUGUAAGUGAAACAGAAGGUGUCAUAUUCGAACAACGUAACGCAACCCUUUGCGCAUAUUCCAUGGCAAUU